This is a messenger RNA of Sinocyclocheilus rhinocerous, 727 nucleotides long. Its product is annotated as Hermansky-Pudlak syndrome 1 protein homolog. Gene Ontology annotation, cellular component: BLOC-3 complex. The record is from RefSeq and is a predicted model, not a curated record. Bases 5 to 565 code for a protein of 186 amino acids. Lineage: Eukaryota; Metazoa; Chordata; Actinopteri; Cypriniformes; Cyprinidae. The transcript is spliced from 5 exons. Gene Ontology annotation, biological process: melanosome assembly; vesicle-mediated transport. Gene Ontology annotation, molecular function: guanyl-nucleotide exchange factor activity.
GUUGAUGCACUGGAAGGAUUUUCUGCUGGUGAAAAGCAAAAGGAAUAUCACAAUGGUGUCAUACCUGGAAGAGUUUCCUGGUCUUAUCCACUUUAUCUAUGUGGAUCGUUCAGAUGGUCGGAUGAUUGCACCCUCCCUAAAUGUGACUGAUCACGCUGUCUCCGAGCUCGGAAAGGGGCCUCUAGCUGACUUCAUAAAGAGCAAGGUUUGGAGUCUUGUGGCAACAGCACAGCAGUACCUGCAAAAGGGUUACACCACCGUCACGCUCCGGGAUGGAGAUUAUUUCUACUGUUACUUCCUAUGGUUUGAAAAUGAAACGGGUUACAAACUGGAAGUCAUAGACAUACCCAGCUCCCCAGACAAUGGCGCUCCAGUAGGAAUGCUCACCUGUGAUUAUUACAGGAAACUGCUGCGGUAUUACAGCAAAAAACAUCAGAACGAAGUGUUGAAGUGUUAUGAACUGUUUACUGUGCAUCUGGGUGUGAUCCCCAGUGAAUAUAUUCUUCAGCACUGCAGUCAGCUGGCCCGUAAGCUGUGGGAGCCCUCCCGUAUCCCGCUUCUGUGACCAGCACGGUCCUCAGAGGAUUAUGGUCCAUGCAGCCGUGUUCACUUUAUUCUGUAGCUGCAUGAUCUGUAAUCUAUAUGGAGAGUUUUCUGAACUUUCUGCACAAGCACUUCUUAUUUCAGUUAAGGUGAUUGCAGAAAAUAUUGUGUCGGGGAAACCAAA